Messenger RNA from Quercus lobata, 5019 nucleotides. Its product is annotated as putative disease resistance protein RGA4. The transcript has 8 exons. NCBI's taxonomy places the organism in Eukaryota, Viridiplantae, Streptophyta, Magnoliopsida, Fagales, Fagaceae. Bases 488 to 3715 code for a protein of 1075 amino acids. The record is from RefSeq and is a predicted model, not a curated record. Gene Ontology annotation, molecular function: protein binding; ADP binding.
GUUGUUCACAUUUAUAUGUUAAUUUUUAAGUGGACUUCGUCUUUACAUAACUAGCCAAGUCUUCCUUCUUCACAGCCACUUAAUCUUCCUCCUCUCAUAUCUCAAACUACUCUCUAUCAGCUAAGCUUGCUACGUUUUCUUUCAUCCAACAAGAACAAAUGGCCGAUGCAAUCCUCUAUGGCGUUGUACAGAAGAUCAUUGAAAGCUUGGGCUCCUCCACUCUCAAACAGAUUGGAUCGAUCUGGGGUGUCAAAGAUGAUCUCGAAAAAAUGAACAACACUGUUCUCACCAUUCAAGCUGUACUUCAGGAUGCAGAGGAGCAGCAGGUCCAGAACCACCAAGUCGAGCGCUGGCUCAAGAGGCUCGGAGAUGUAGUUUUUGAUGCGGAUGACUUGCUGAGCGAGUUCUCCACUCAUGUGCUUCGGCGCAAGGUGAUGGGUGCUGAUAAAAUGGCAAAGAAGCGUUUUCUUUCAUCCAACAAGAACAAAUGGCCGAUGCAAUCCUCUAUGGCGUUGUCCAGAAGAUCAUUGAAAGCUUGGGCUCCUCCACUCUCAAAAAGAUUCGAUCGAUCUGGGGUGUCCAAGAUGAGCUCGAAAAAAUGAACGACACUGUUCUCACAAUUCAAGCUGUACUUGAAGAUGCAGAGGAGCAGCAGGUCCAGAACCACCAAGUCGAGCACUGGCUCACGAAGCUCAGAGAAGUAGUUUUUGAUGCUGAUGACUUGCUGAGCGAGUUCUCCACUCAUGUGUUUCGGCGUAAGGUGAUGGGUGGUGAUAAAAUGGCAAAGAAGGUACGCAUUUUCUUUUCAAGUUCAAACCAACUGCUUUUUAGUCAUAAGAUGGCUUGCAAAAUAAAAGCCAUGAGGGAGAGGCUUAAUGAUAUAGCAGAUAAUAGGAACAAAUUCAAAUUGAUAGAGCGUCCUUUAGAGAAACGGACUGUGAGUAGGGAGAGGGAAACUCACUCGUUUGUACGUGACAAAGAAGUUAUUGGGAGAGAGGAGGAUAAGAAGGCCAUCAUAGAUCUAUUGCAAGACUUUGACGUGAAAGAGGAUGUUUCGUUCAUAUCAAUAGUUGGAAUUGGUGGGCUAGGGAAGACCACACUUGCUCAAUAUGUAUACAAUGAUGAGAUUGUCAAGGCUCAUUUUGAAUUGAAAAUCUGGGUGUGUGUUUCUGAUGUCUUUGACGUGAAAACCAUUGUUGAAAAUAUAAUUAUAUCCGCAACUAAUAAAAAACCUGAAAGCCUUGUAAUGCAACAAUUGCAAAAUGAACUUCGCAAAAUUCUCAAUCAAAAGAUGUAUUUACUUGUGUUGGAUGAUGUGUGGAAUGAGAAUGAAGAAACAUGGGGUAAAUUGAGAACUCUUUUGUUGGAUGGUAAAAGGGGAAGUAAGGUGGUGAUAACUACACGGAUCAAAUUGGUUGCAGAUAUUACCAGCCCAAUCUCACAAUAUUCUUUAAAGGGCCUGUCAGAGGAUCAGUCUUGGGCAUUAUUGAAGCAGAUGGCAUUUGAAGAAGAGCAAGAGACCAUUAAUACUAACUUUAAAGCAAUUGGUAUGGAUAUACUAAAAAAAUGUAAGGGAGUGCCUCUUGCUAUAAAGAUAAUAGGACGAGUCUUAAACUACAAAAAAACAGAAUUUGAAUGGUCAUACAUCAAGAAUAUUGAGCUCACAAAUGUAACUCAGCUGAAAGAUGAUAUUAUGCCGGUUUUAAAAUUGAGUUACGAUCAUCUCCCAUCACAUUUGAAAUGUUGUUUCGCAUAUUGUUCAUUGUUUCCCAAAGAUUAUUUGAUUGAUAAGUUGACAUUGAUACAAUUAUGGAUAGCACAAGGGUUUAUCCAAUCACUAGAUGAGAACUUACUAUUAGUGGAUGUUGCCAACGAUUACUUCAAGGAGCUACUUUGGAGAUCGUUCUUCCAAGAAGUAGAAGAAGAUGAAGGCAUGACUAGGGGGUUUAAAAUGCAUGAUUUAAUCCAUGAUCUUGCACAAUAUGUAUCAAGGAUUGAUUGUACAUUGGUUGAUUCCAAUGCAAAAAAUGUGAAUGAAAAAGGACGCCAUCUAUCGUUUCCAUUUUACAAUGUUUCAUUCUUUGAGGAGAAUUUAAGCACAUUGGUUAGAGCAAACAAGAUAAGAACAUUUAUAUUGGCAUACAAUAAAUGGAGCUAUGAUGAGGGAACAAUUGAAGAAUCAACUCUCAAAAAACUUAUUUCUACUUCUAGAUACGUGCGUGUGUUAGACCUACAUGGUUUAAAUAUGAAGAUGUUGCCAAAUACUCUAGGUACUUUGAUACAUCUAAAGUACCUUGAUCUUUCCUCUAAUGAUAUUGAGGUUCUCCCUAGUUGUAUUAUUAAAUUGGUGAAUUUGCAAACAUUAAAGCUCUCUUGGUGUGAAAAGCUUAGAGAGUUACCCGUAGAUAUUCAAAAAUUGGUCAGCCUCAACCACCUUCACAUAGAUGAUUGUGAGAAUUUGACUCAUAUGCCAUGUGGAUUAGGGCAAAUGACUUCUCUUCAGACAUUAACCUUAUUUGUUGUGAGUAAGGGUUCUGUAGGUUCUUUCAAGCAUUGCGGUGGGCUAGCGGGAUUAAAGAAGCUAAAUGACUUGAGAGGAAAAUUAGAGAUUAAAAAUUUGGCAUGGGUGAAAGAUGCUUCCUCAGAAUUCAAAGCAGCAAAUUUGAAGGAGAAGCAGCAUCUCAGUGAGUUGGGAUUAUGCUGGAAUUUGGAGGGUGAUGAUGCCGUAGAUACCUGUGAUGAUGAAAAUUCCAUGGAUGGCCUCCAACCACAUCAAAGUUUAAAAUCUUUGAACGUGAACGGGUACAUGGGUGUGAGAGUUUCUAGUUGGCUUUCAAUCUUAACAAAUCUCGUUGAAUUAAGAAUAUGGAAUUGUAACAAGUGCCAAUAUUUGCCACCGUUGUAUCAACUCCCAACUCUCCGAGUAUUAGAAAUUCUGGAUAUGAAUGGUCUGGAGUACAUGACAGACGGGGAUAUGAAUGAUGAGAUAUCUGCUUCAACAUUUUUCCCAUCCCUUGAGACACUCGAUCUCGGUAGUUGCCCAAAUCUAAAGGGAUGGUGGAGGAGUGUGGAUAAGGGGAAUGAGGCAACAACGACAUCAACAAUAUCAUCAUCAUCAUCAUCAUCAACUAAUCACUAUCACCAACACAUGCCGUACUUUCCGCGUCUUUCUUUCUUUUAUUUCCAGGAUUGCCCUAUGAUGACUUGCAUGCCGCUAUUUCCAAAUCUUGAAAAAAUGCUUCAAUUGAGGAAUAGCAGUUUGAAGCCGUUGGAAGAGACAAUAGAGAUGAAUAAUACGGGAGGAAGGGCUUCUUCAUUUCCGUCCUCUUCCUCUUCCUCUUCCUCCUCCUUCUCCCCUCCUCUCUCCAAAUUAAAGCAAUUGUUUUUAUACAAGAUUGAGGAGUUGAAGUCUCUGCCAGAGUGGUUUAAAAACCUAACUUCUCUUGAGACAUUAAAGAUUUGGGACUGUCCCAAUCUGACGUCACUUCCCGAAAGGAUGAGUCACCUCACCUCUUUACAUACCCUGGAAAUUGCCAGAUGUCCCCAAUUAAAGAAAAGAUGUGAGAAGGAAAAUGGAGAGGAUUGGGAUAAGAUUUCUCACAUCCCAAAUCUUAGAAUCGAAAAUAGUAGAUUCUUAGAAUAUAUUGAACUACUGCAUACGCUUCCUGUAAGAACAAGAGGAUUUUAUAUGGGAAGAGGAAAGCAGAUUUUUUGAAGAGCAAAGCAAACUUUUGAAAGGGUGUUGGCAAGAACAGGGGACGUUUGGUAAAAACUUCUCACAUCCUAGGGGCAGCAUUUGUGAAUCUUAUAUUUGUUACAAAUUUUGUAGAGAGAGACUGUGUGAAGGUCUAAGAAGUGUGUGAUUUCCAUGUGCAGUGGUUCCAAGUGGAAACCUUCUAAAGCAGGUUUCAUUGUGGGCAAUGAAUUUGAGAAACAAGACAGCAACAUCAUUUCAAAUUUUCUUGAAUUAUCGGGCCUUGAUGAUUUAAUUGGUUUCAAAAGUCCUAUGGAAGAGGAAUGUCAUGAUAUUGAUGAAGCAAGUUUUUGGUAUAGGAGGAGAAUUGGGUCAAAGAUGAUUGGAUUUAAAGAGAAGACAGCCCUCAUGAUUGCUACCAUGUUUGAAAGCAAGGGAGCAGCAUAUGUGAAUCUUAUAUUUGUUACAAAUGUUGUAGAGAGAGACUGUGAAGAUCUGAGAAUAGUGUGAUUUCCAUGAGCAGUGGUUCCAAGGGGAAACCUUCUGAAACAGGUUUCAUCAUGGGCAGUGAAUUUGAGAAACAAGACAGCAACAUCAUUUCAAUAUUUCUUGAAUUCUUGGGCUUUGAUGAUUUAAUUGGUUUUAAAAGUUCUAUGGAAGAAGAAUGUCAUUAUAUCAAUGAGGGAAGCUUGUGGUAUGGGAGGAGAAUUGGGUCAAAGAUGAUGGGAUUUAAAGGGAAGACAGCCCUCGUGACUGCUACCAUGUUUGGAAGCAAGGGUGUGUUGAAUUAUGUACUGGAAACCAGUUGUGUUGAUGUUAACCUGGCUUGUGGUUUAAAUGGGCUUCUGCACUGCCUUUUUGUUGCUGCUGUGGACUUUGCUAUUUCAACCACCAUUGGCAAGGACAUGGUCCAAUGUGUACCAAAGUGGUAUCAGAGCAUGACGAUGGACAAGAGUGUAGUUUAACAAAAUGUUAGUUCUCUCAUGACUAAGUUGGCAACAAAUGCUUGAGAGAAUCACAGGGAUUUAAGCCAUGCUCGAGCACGCUCUUCCACACGGAAGGACAGAGAAGCACACCUUGCUGCUUCAAGGAAUCGCUCAGAGGGAAGAGGACAGCAAGUGGGAAAUCACUGUGAUCGUGGCUGUACUGUAGAAGAAGAUGGAGACGUCAUUAUGGAUUUAGAGCAAAUGGAUAAGCAAGAAACACCAGGUUUCUCACUGCAUGCCAUUAGUGGUGACCAAUGCACCCAAGACGAAGAAGUGUAAGGAAAUCAGGAGUGCCCCCUGCAGAAAAGUAUUGUUGCCCUUCGAAAAUAAUUUCGCAAG